This is a messenger RNA of Didymodactylos carnosus, 381 nucleotides long. NCBI's taxonomy places the organism in Eukaryota, Metazoa, Rotifera, Eurotatoria, Philodinida, Philodinidae. The record is from the annotation of a GenBank genome assembly.
AUGUUGGCCCGCAUUCAUUUCUGUUCAUUCUGUAGAGCCCAACCACCAAUUAUGAUCUCAACAUUACCUGAAACUGUCGAGGAACAUGAGCUGCAAAAGAAAAUAACAGAAGAGGAUAAAACAACGGCAGCACCUUCACCACCAACUGAAAGAUUUCAGUUUUCGGUAUACAUUAAUCAGUUCAUUGUACAUAAUUAUGUUGAUGGUGAACAGACUUCUUAUGAAGAAAUUGGACAAAUGGUAUCAAAUAAAGAUGACAGUGCACCGUUAUGUGUUAGGUUUUGUACGAUAAUAGCAGGUAUCAUACUUAGUGCAAGUAUUGCAAUCAAUUUAUCAGUAUUCAAAUCAGUAUUUAUACCUAUUUGUAGGUAUCUUAUUUGA